Molecule: messenger RNA, 1719 nt
Organism: Plodia interpunctella (Indianmeal moth)
Lineage: Eukaryota; Metazoa; Arthropoda; Insecta; Lepidoptera; Pyralidae
Exons: 3
Coding region: 304-783 (159 amino acids)
Source: RefSeq, a predicted model, not a curated record
GUAGUCAAUGAAUAGUAGGUAGGUACAUAUGUCAUAAAGGAGGAGUUUUAUUUUGUUUGUAAGGAAUAAACAGAAGUACGUAGAAAUAAAGUUUUUAUUGUGCUUGUGAUACAAGUGAGUUAAUGUGAUUUUGUAAGCCAUUUUUGCUUUGUAUUUAUUUGGUUUCUUGGUUAAUAGCUGUGUACAAUAGUCUACUAGUCCAAACCUAGCUAUUCUGUCUAGCUAAUAUUAAUAGGUAGGCUAAAAAGAAAGUUCAAAGUCUUCUUUCUCUUCGUUGGUGAAAGUCGUCCCACCUACUAUAGAAUGUCGUCCAACCCAGGUUUGACUUCUGAAGCACAACUGCGGUACCUCCUCCAGUGGUUUGGAGAGUUCAGUGAACUGCAGCGAGAAGAUUUCUUGCCGGUCCUGGCGGCGGCUCGUGGAGGCAAAGCUGACCAGCUAGCAGCUACAUUAGCAGCGCUGUCAUGUGCUGACAAACCUGUCAGUCUAUUUCAGUGUCGGAUAAAACUAUUCAAUGAAUGGUACCCAACAUGGGCUGAGGAAGAGCAAGAUAGAUUGAUUAAAGGUGUAUCUGAUAUGGAUGCAGAGUUUGGUCUUAAGCUCCAAGAUUUAUUGACAAAUGGCCCCAAGAUGAAUGGAGAACUAAAUGGAACAGAUGAAGCUCAUUCCUCUUGUGAAUCAGAGCCAGUAAAUGAGGAAAGGAGGAAUAAUGAGGAACCCGAGGAAGAAACUCAAGAACUGGCUUCUGAUAAUGUUCCUGUUGAAAUUGCAGCUGCAUCUUAAUCUAAGUAUUAAAGUUUAUAUUUAUAAAGUUCAAAUGGAAAGAUCUGGCUAUCUAUUUGCAGUAAACACACAUUGAUUGGUUUCUCAUUAAAUCCUCUCAAGGCUGUUAAAUAGUAUUCACAAAGUUUGCAUAGAUGUAUUCUAACUAUAGUGUUCCCAUUUAAAGAGAUGUUGAAUACCCCAAGAACUAUUGGAGUAUAAAAAAAAGAUAUGAUUGUAUGACAGAUUUAAUAUAGGAGUAACCAAAGUCUGGCCACCAUCUCCAAUUUCAUUUCAUAUUUUAUUUGAAUCUCUUAGGACUUUUUGAAGGAAUCAUGAAUUAUUUAUGAAAAAUGCUACACAUGUAUAGUUAAGUAAAAUAUCUUUGAACUGAUGUAAUUAAGUCUAAUAAUAUAUCAAAUUAAUAUCUUUUUAUGAAUACGUUUUUACAUUUUGUAUCAUGAAUAUGCAUUGAAGCAUUUAUUUAUACAUCUACAUUCCAUGACUAAAGCAUUCCAAAAAUUCUUGAAUUUACCAUUUACGUGUUAAUCAUUUCGAAAAAUUUUGAGUUAAAAUACUUAAGCCUUAAACCAAAGGUUUGAAAGAAGAAAUGCGAAGUAUUAAAUUACCAAGUACAAAACUUGAUAAUGUGCCAACAAAAUACUAAAAUUACAUGGUGACUAGAAAAUAAAUCAUCAUCUGUCAAUUUUAUAUCACUAUAUGAUGUAUAAUGGUUUAUAUUAUAUAUUGUGUAUUAUAUACUUAUAAACUAAUAUAGCCUAUAAAGAUAAUGUGGUUGUAAUUAAAUUAGAGCCAAGAGUGUUUGACUCGUAAGUGAGUGAGGUGCUAGAAAAUGCGAAAGUUGCAGCUAUACGCCAUUGGUAGCCAUUUUAGUGUUAUAAUAUGUUAGUAUACGUUUAUUUACAUUUUAUUAGAAAUAAAGAUUGGAAUUGAUAA